This is a messenger RNA of Botrytis sinoallii, 816 nucleotides long. RefSeq lists its product as uncharacterized. Gene Ontology annotation, molecular function: serine-type endopeptidase activity. Gene Ontology annotation, biological process: proteolysis. NCBI's taxonomy places the organism in Eukaryota, Fungi, Ascomycota, Leotiomycetes, Helotiales, Sclerotiniaceae. The coding region runs from base 1 to 816 and encodes 271 amino acids. The record is from RefSeq and is a predicted model, not a curated record. The transcript is spliced from 3 exons.
AUGGCACCAAUUCUCAACUUCGCGCUCGCUCUUGCGAUGCCCAUCCUUUCAUUGGCUGCUGCCCUUCCAACCGGAGCUGAGCUCGAAAACCGUGCUACUACUCUCGUAGGAACUCCAGAUAUUGUCGGAGGAACCACCGCUGCUCUUGGUGAAUUCCCCUACAUUGUCAGCUUGUCCAACAGUGGCUCUCACUUCUGUGGUGGUGUCUUGCUCAACGCCUACACCGUUCUCACUGCAGCCCAUUGCUCUGUCAGCUACUCGGCUUCCUCAGUUAAAGUUCGUGCUGGAACUUUGACCUGGGCAUCCGGCGGAACCCAAGUUGGUGUUAGCAAGGUUGUAGUCCACCCAUCCUACAGUUCCUCCACCACCAACAACGACAUUGCGCUCUGGCAUUUGUCGACUGCUCUCCCAGCCAGCUCCACCAUCGGCUACGCCAAGUUGCCCGCUCAAGGCUCCGAUCCCGUUGUUGGUUCUACCACCACCGUUGCAGGAUGGGGUCUUUUGACUGAGAACGGAUCUACAUUGCCAUCAACUUUGAGAAAGGUCUCGGUUCCAGUUAUCUCCCGUGCUUCUUGCCAAGCUGAGUAUGGUACAUCUUCCGUUACCACCAACAUGUGGUGUGCGGGAUAUGCUGCAGGUGGCAAGGAUUCCUGCUCUGGCGACUCUGGUGGACCAAUCAUCGAUGCUGCCACUGGUGUUUUGGAGGGUACUGUCUCCUGGGGUCAAGGUUGUGCUGAGGCUGGUUACGCUGGUGUCUACGCCAGAGUUGGUAACUAUGUUACUUACAUCAACUCCAACCUCUGGACCAGUUUGUAA